UGAGCUACGGCAAUGCUAUGAUAUGAUAUUAUCGAAAGCAUUAAGAUGAAAAGAACGAAUAAGAGGUCAACCGAUUUGCCACCAUUGGAGCUCUCAUCUAAGGAUGACGAUUCUUUCGAGCGAGACGAAGAAGCAACGCAACCAUCCCAAAAAAAUGCACCGAGACUGGUUCCGCCAUCCGUGAUCUAUGCGACGAUAUAUUUUGUUUGCAUGAUUGUUGUUGAUUUUACUAUUGAAGGGACCCAGAAUGCCUUUCCAGAGCUACAUGCCUUGCCGUAUGCCAUGACGUUGUUCCAGUUCGGUUGGUGCUUCUUCCUGCCGGUGGUCAUUUCGAAGGGCGACAGCAUCAAGAAUCUGCCGAAGACCACAAUCGAAAUCUCUCCGUAUAUCAUUCUCAGUCUCGUUGUGUUUAGUUCGAAUGUAUGCAAGUCGGCAUCGGCACGGUACGUAAGCUUUCCAACCAAGGUGAUUUUUCGAUCCACGAAGCUGAUACCCGUCAUGAUCGUGGCGUCGAUCCUCAACAUAAACGACAACCGAACCUACGGAAGAUCGGACUUUUUGGCGGCUGCACUGCUUUGUGCGGGUGCAGCCGGGUACAGUUUUGGAGAACACUCCCUCAACGACGACAAGAAAGAUUCGUAUUUCGGGAUCUUGUUGCUGACCGGGAGCGUCCUGUGCGAUGCAUUCACRCCCAAUAUCCAGCAGUGGCUAAUGCAUCCGGCAACCGAGUCGCCMGGGCAAAAGAGGAAAAAUUCGCUGCAGUCGCUGCCAUCGUCCUCGUCCCUUUCCUCGCUCACACCGUCCCUGCCGGACAUUAUCAUCUCCGACAGCAGCACCGGAAGAGAAAACGAGACGGUCGUGGCCCCGCGGUUUUUCUCGCGGGGACCGGGGAUUCUGAAGAAGCGGGGACUGGGCCUGAGCGUGUCUACGCUGAUGACUAACGCCUACGCCGUCGGCUGCAUCGGGUUGCUCUUGUUCAUGGGGGUCACCCACCGCUUGGAAGACGCCAUCGUGGAGGCAAUGGUYCGCCCGCAUCUGUUUGGCAACCUGACUCUGAUCGGUGUUUCGCUGUCCGUUGCCGUGUUUGCCCGCACCCGCCUCAUCAAGGAGUCGGGUGCGGUCACGGCGGUCACGGUCACCACCCUCCGAGAAUUCGUUACCGUGCUGCUGUCGUACCUGAUCUACCCCAAGAUCUUCUCGAAGCUGCACGCGGUGAGCGCCCUGCUGGUCUUUGGCGGCAUUCUACUGAGCAGCUAUAGCGAGUCGCAGACCGGGCACGAGGCUAGUGGCAACGGCGGGAAGCGGAACGCCGUCGCGGGCAGUGCGAUUCCUACUCGAAUAAAAUAAUCAAAACCGGUUCGGUCGCAACACGGCCUAGU
This is a messenger RNA of Pseudo-nitzschia multistriata, 1379 nucleotides long. The record is from the annotation of a GenBank genome assembly. NCBI's taxonomy places the organism in Eukaryota, Bacillariophyta, Bacillariophyceae, Bacillariales, Bacillariaceae.